Fonsecaea nubica is the source of this 378-nucleotide messenger RNA. RefSeq lists its product as hypothetical. The record is from RefSeq and is a predicted model, not a curated record. The transcript has a single exon. The coding region runs from base 1 to 378 and encodes 125 amino acids. Lineage: Eukaryota; Fungi; Ascomycota; Eurotiomycetes; Chaetothyriales; Herpotrichiellaceae.
AUGGCCUCCUACAAGGUCUAUAUCGCGCGGUUCAAGUCGAUGCCCAUCUUCCACGACGCAGUCUACAUCGAAGCGGAACAGGGCAAGGGGUGGAUUUAUCAGGUCAUGGGCGGCCACGGCCCCGGAUGGCAAUACGACGCGGGAGAGCGCGACGAUAUCGAGGGUUCGGGGCAGUUCUACAUGAAGUACGAAAAGGGCACCGUGGCACAGGCCGAUCUGUCCAAAGUGGACGGCAUUUGUCGCGCGAUCCCCGUGCCCCGCAAUCAGGAGAUAGAGGGAGUGGUCGUGCGAAGAGACUGUCGACACUGGGUGCUCGAUGCUCUCGAGCAACUAAAAGAGCACGGUAUUUAUCAGGAGAUCAGCGCAUCCCGGCGCUGA